AUGUUAAUUGUGUUUAUUCUGUUGCUAGUUCUAUGCCCAUUUACGUGUGCUGUGAAAUGCCUCGACUGCGUCGGAAAGGACUGCAUGGGCUCAUUCUGUGAAGGCGACUACUGUGUUCUGGCACAAUACGCACCUCGAUGGGGAACGAUUGAAUGGGGAAAACCUCAAAUCGUUAAGAUUCAUGACGUUUGUUACGACUUCUCAUGA
This is a messenger RNA of Haemonchus placei, 207 nucleotides long. The record is from the annotation of a GenBank genome assembly. Lineage: Eukaryota; Metazoa; Nematoda; Chromadorea; Rhabditida; Trichostrongylidae.